AAUAAUCUCCGCUCCCAGACUACUCCGUUCCUCCGGAUUUCGAUCCCCCUUUUUCUAUCUGUCAAUCAGCGCCGCCUUUGAACUGAAAAGCUCUCAGUCUAACUUCAACUCACUCAAAUCCGAGCGGCACGAGCACCUCCUGUAUCUUCGGCUUCCCCCCCCUUUGCUCUUUAUAUCUGACUUCUUGUUGUUGUUGGUGUUUUUUUUACCCCCCUUUUUUUAUUUAUUAUUUUUUUGCACAUUGAUCGGAUCCUUGGGAACGAGAGAAAAAAGAAACCCAAACUCACGCGUGCAGAAGAUCUUCCCCCCCCUUCCCCUCCCCUCCUCCCUCUUUUCCCCUCCCCAGGAGAAAAAGACCCCCAAGCAGAAAAAAAAGUUCACCUUGGACUCGUCUUUUUCUUGCAAUAUUUUUUGGGGGGACAAAACUUUUUGGGGGUGAUUUUUUUUUUUUUUUGGCUUUUCUUCCUCCUUCAUUUUUCUUCCAAAAUUGCUGCUGGUGGGUGAAAAAAAAAUGCCGCAGCUGAACGGCGGUGGAGGGGAUGACCUAGGCGCCAACGACGAACUGAUCUCCUUCAAAGACGAAGGCGAACAGGAGGAGAAGAGCUCCGAAAACUCCUCGGCAGAGAGGGAUUUAGCUGAUGUCAAAUCGUCUCUAGUCAAUGAAUCAGAAACGAAUCAAAACAGCUCCUCCGAUUCCGAGGCGGAAAGACGGCCUCCGCCUCGCUCCGAAAGUUUCCGAGAUAAAUCCCGGGAAAGUUUGGAAGAAGCGGCCAAGAGGCAAGAUGGAGGGCUCUUUAAGGGGCCACCGUAUCCCGGCUACCCCUUCAUCAUGAUCCCCGACCUGACGAGCCCCUACCUCCCCAACGGAUCGCUCUCGCCCACCGCCCGAACCUACCUGCAGAUGAAAUGGCCACUGCUUGAUGUCCAGGCAGGGAGCCUCCAGAGCAGACAAGCCCUCAAGGAUGCCCGGUCCCCAUCUCCGGCACACAUUGUCUCGAACAAAGUGCCAGUGGUGCAGCACCCGCACCAUGUCCACCCCCUCACACCUCUCAUCACAUACAGCAAUGAACACUUCACCCCGGGAAAUCCACCUCCACACUUACCAGCCGACGUAGACCCCAAAACAGGAAUCCCACGGCCUCCACACCCUCCAGAUAUAUCCCCGUAUUACCCGCUAUCGCCUGGCACCGUAGGACAAAUCCCCCAUCCGCUAGGAUGGUUAGUACCACAGCAAGGUCAACCAGUGUACCCAAUCACGACAGGAGGAUUCAGACAUCCCUACCCCACAGCUCUGACUGUCAACGCUUCCAUGUCCAGCUUCCUGUCUUCCAGGUUCCCUCCCCACAUGGUCCCACCUCAUCAUACUCUGCACACCACCGGCAUCCCCCAUCCGGCCAUAGUCACGCCAACAGUCAAACAGGAAUCCUCUCAGAGUGACGUCGGCUCCCUCCAUAGCUCAAAGCAUCAGGACUCCAAAAAGGAAGAAGAGAAGAAGAAGCCCCACAUAAAGAAACCUCUAAAUGCAUUCAUGUUGUAUAUGAAGGAAAUGAGAGCAAAGGUUGUAGCUGAGUGCACCUUGAAAGAGAGCGCGGCCAUCAACCAGAUCCUCGGGCGAAGGUGGCAUGCACUGUCCAGAGAAGAGCAAGCGAAAUACUAUGAGCUGGCCCGGAAGGAGCGGCAGCUUCACAUGCAGCUAUACCCCGGCUGGUCCGCGCGGGAUAACUAUGGGAAGAAGAAGAAGAGGAAAAGGGACAAGCAGCCUGGAGAGACCAAUGAACACAGCGAAUGUUUCCUAAAUCCUUGCCUUUCACUUCCUCCGAUUACAGACCUGAGCGCUCCUAAGAAAUGCCGAGCGCGCUUUGGCCUUGAUCAACAGAAUAACUGGUGCGGCCCUUGCAGAUGCAAAUACUCCAAAGAAGUGUCGGGCACUGUUCGGGCUUGACCGACAGACUUUAUGGUGCAAACCGUGCAGGAGAAAAAAAAAGUGCGUUCGCUACAUACAAGGUGAAGGGAGCUGCCUCAGCCCACCCUCUUCAGAUGGAAGCUUACUAGACUCGCCUCCUCCCUCCCCCAACCUGCUAGGCUCCCCUCCCCGAGACGCCAAGUCACAGACGGAGCAGACCCAGCCUCUGUCGCUGUCCCUCAAGCCCGACCCCCUGGCCCACCUGUCCCUGAUGCCGCCGCCGCCCGCCCUCCUGCUCGCCGAGGCCGCCCACGGCAAGGCCCCCGCCCUGUGCCCCAACGGGGCCCUGGACCUGCCCCCGGCCGCCCUGCCGCCGCCCCCGCCGCCCGCCGGCCCCUCCGCGCCGCUGGCGCAGCCGUCGACCUCUUCCUUACAUUCCCACGGCGCCCUGGCCGCGCCGCAGCCCCAGCCGCUGUCCCUGGUCACCAAGUCUUUAGAGUAGCGCUAGCGUCGCCAGCCCCCGGCUCUGUGUCGUGUUCUGUCCCGCGCUUCGUCUGCGCCCUCCCCCGCCUUCCAGAGGUUUUGUUUUGUAACUCUUUUCAUUUCGUGCCGCGUGGCUACAUUAGUUGAUGUUUAUGGAGUUCAUUGGUCAAUAUUUGACCCAUUCUUAUUUCAAUUUCUCCUUUUAAAUAUGUAGAUGAGAGAAGAACCUCAUGAUUCUACCAAAAUUUUUAUCAACAGCUGUUAAAAGUCUUUGUAGCGUUUAAAAAAUAUAUAUAUAUACAUAACUGUUAUGUAGUUCGGAUAGCUUAGUUUUAAAAGACUGAUUAAAAAACAAAAAGAAAAAAAAAAAGAAGAAGCAAUUUUGAAGCAGCCCUCCAGAAGGAGUUGGUUCUGUAUUAUUUGUAUUAAAUACGAGCUUGCGAACCAAUCAUUUACAUCUGGUUUUUAAACCAUAAGGGCACGAGGAAUGCAGUGCCGUUACUCUUUUUUUUUUUCCUUUCUGUGUGAAACAACUUUUAUUGUGAUGUUUCUUGUUAUUGUUUAAAUGUACAGAAACAAAGGGUUAAAAUGUGUUAAUAUACCUUGUUCCAUGGUGUUGUUCUUUUGGGGGGAGGGGAAGCUACUCCUCAAUUAAUAGAAUCACAAUGCUGUUGGGCCAGUAGUAUUUAUUGCUUUAGAGAUUGCUUGUUGUACCUGUAUGUUGUCUCUUUUUAAAUAUGUUUUCCUUUUUCUUGAAACUGUAAAAAGUUUUUUUCCCCCCCUUAGCAUAAGCAUCUUAUAUAUAACAACUCAUUUGUACAAGGUUUUUAAGUUUAUAUAUAAAAUGUGUAUAUAUAUUUUUUUGUUUCCCUUUUGGAUUUUUUUUUUUUUCUGUAUGAAACCCAGAUGCCACCAAAUGGACAUUAAUAGUUGCAUUAAGGAUCAGUAGCAUUAACAAAAGUUGCUUUAAAAGCCAUUAUGUAAAACAAGACUUGAAAAUUAGUGAGGGAAUUCUUAGCUAGCGAGGCUAUCUGAGCAGCAGUGGGAACCAUCCUUGUUUCCCCUUUGAACUCCCAGUCGGAUUGCCCUACGCCCUUAGGACAUGGACUGACUGCGUGCAAAACUUUUACGUGCCAAAAUUCUCAGUGACUUUAGCUUUCUCCCUCUUUUUGAUGCUGUAAUUUUUGUUCAUCAUGUUUUGCUGUGAUGUUACAUAGGUAGCUUUGUAUGUAGUUUUAAUGUCACCUAUAACAAAAUGUGUUUGGUAGCAAGAUUGUCCAGAAAGCAUUUUAAAUGAAGAGGUAUAAACCCUUAAGGGCCAAAAUUCUGUAUAUUAGAUUACUCUUAAAUGAAAAACCAGCUGCCACUUUUAUGUACACAUAUUACAUACAAGCAGGUAGCAACCUUUAAAAAUAAAAAAAACCUAGGCAUGUUGAUGUUGCAAAAUGCUGUAUAAAGCUAAAACCUGUUCAUUCAGUGCCAUUGUAGUUGACAUGAAGCGAUUGUAAAACUGUCUCCGAUUUUUCUCUGGUUUAUUAAAAUGCUAACUAUAACAUUUUUUGUGAAUACUUUGAAUGUUUCCUAACAGUUGUGAUGUUACUGUUCCGUUUUAUGCUCUUAUUCCAAGUUCAUUUUUAAUGGUUUGGAAGCCAUUUUUGUAAUGAAUAAAUGUCCAUGCUGUACAGUAUCUGUAGCAUGCCGUUCUGGAUUAAUAAAAGCAACUUAGUAUGUGCA
This is a messenger RNA of Otolemur garnettii (small-eared galago), 4120 nucleotides long. RefSeq names its product transcription factor 7 like 2 (gene TCF7L2). The transcript is spliced from 15 exons. Gene Ontology annotation, molecular function: RNA polymerase II cis-regulatory region sequence-specific DNA binding; DNA-binding transcription factor activity, RNA polymerase II-specific. Lineage: Eukaryota; Metazoa; Chordata; Mammalia; Primates; Galagidae. Gene Ontology annotation, biological process: canonical Wnt signaling pathway; regulation of transcription by RNA polymerase II. The record is from RefSeq and is a predicted model, not a curated record. Bases 512 to 1942 code for a protein of 476 amino acids. Gene Ontology annotation, cellular component: catenin-TCF7L2 complex; beta-catenin-TCF complex.